UGCACUGUUACCGGAAUUAAUUUGGGGCACCGAAUAGGGGCAAAGUUUGAAACUUUUGGAGCAAACAAAAAACAGAGAUGGAAUAAUUUAUUUCCCUUUUUACAGGACACACAUGACCUGACCUACUCUUUUUCUACUCCUACUGCAGCUACAUGACCCUUCGCAGCACAUUGCCAUUGUGUAUUGCAAAAUUUUGGAGGCUUUGACUAAAAAAGCUUCGUUUUUUCGAGCUUGCUCCUCCCCUGAAAUAAAAUUUCGAGGCCCAAAAAUCCGCCGCGCCCCCCGGAGAUGAUCCGCCGCCGGUGAGUCCUCUGGCUGUCAGCGAGCUUCUGGUUGAGGUGCGUCUCGCCGCCGGCCGCGGUCUGCCGCGGCCAGAUCUGGCGGGCGAGUGUGGUCCGUCUCGACCGCGGCCAGAUCUGGCGGGCGAGUGUGGUCCGUCUCGCCGGUAGUCGCCGAUCCAUCAGCAGAGGGGGGGCGGCGGCCGCCCCUUCUUCCCCGCGGCCGAGCUCGCCUCUCCGCCCGCCGCCGAAGCUCGUCGCGCCGCGACCCGGAGAGGAGACCGCGCCCAGUCGAGCAGCACCGCCUGGGAUUGGGCCCAGCGUCCUCGCGACCUGCUCCGGCGCGGCGUCCGCCCUCUGCAGCACCAGCGUCCCCGCGACCCGCUCCGGCGCGGCCGCCACACCAGACAGCUCCACGGGCCAGGGCAAUGAAGAUUUCUAAUCUGGAUGCACACUUAAUCUUGUCCAGUUCUUGAUCUUUGGAUUCUCUGCUCCCGCUCAAGUUAAUUUGUUGGCCAAUCGAGUCCAGAGGCACAGAUGGGUGAGGAGUACAAUAUGGAUGAGGCCCUGAAAGCCAAAAAUGUUGCUGAGACCAAAUUCCAUGCCCGUGACAUCAGGGGUGCUCGGAAGUACGCACUCAAGGCCCAGAAUCUCUGCCCGACACUUGAAGGCAUAUUGCAGAUGGUCUCAACACUUGAAGUUCAUCUUGCAGCUGAGUCCAAGAUUGAUGGAGAGAGUGACUGGUACCGGAUAUUGUCUUUAGGCGCCUUUGCAGAUGAAGAGGAGGUGAAGAAGCAAUAUAGGAAGCUAGCUUUGCUGCUACACCCAGACAAGAACAAGUCAGUUGGUGCUGAGGAGGCCUUCAAACUGAUCUCUGAGGCAUGGAGUGUGUUGUCAGAUACUAGCAGGAAGGUUGUUUAUGAUGAGAAGCGAAGAAACCAUUCUGCUGUGAACGUAACCAAUGGCAUCUAUACUUAUGAUAAAAAGGCAAACAAGAGGGCUCGAAAGAAUGCCGCUGCUGCAGCUGCUGCCGCUGCCGCUGCCGCCGCCGCAGCAGCAGCAGCUGAGGCUACUACUCGUCCUGUUGGGGUUGAUACAUUCUGGACAUCUUGCAACCGCUGUCGGAUGCAGUAUGAGUACCUAAGAAUUUAUCUUAAUCAUAACCUGCUGUGCCCAAAUUGCCAUCAUGCAUUCUUGGCAGUGGAGACUGGGUUCCCUUGCAAUGGAAGCAGUUCAUCAUUCUCUUGGUCAACCAAGCAGCAUCCGCAGCAGAACCACAAUUCGACCAAGCAUUCAUAUGUCUCAACAAGCAGGACUUCUAGCAUCCCUGGGACAGGGAAUGGGGGGUACCAGCAAGAUAAUACUUAUGAUUCCUACAACAAUCAAGGCUUCCAGUGGAAUCAGUACUCCAAGACAACACCUGCAGCUGGUACUAAUGCUUAUAGUACACAGGCCUUGGAGAAACAGAGAAGGAAGCAUGAUGAGAGCUACAGCUACAACUAUUCUGAAAGCGGCAACACAUAUGUCCAUGAGAAAACUGCUUCAAGGCGUGGUCGCUUCUCAAAGCGGAGAAGGCAUAAUUAUGAUGCUUACACUACUGUGGAUUAUGGUGGCGAUAACAAAGAAACAGUUGCCGCAAGCACAGAACCAACUGCUGUUUUCACUGAUGUGGGACGGGUCAAUGGUACUUCAGUGGAACGGUUUAGAUCUGCAGUGAGUGGAAGAAGAGCAAAUAUUCUGGGUGAGAUUACCCAGAUUGAUACACGAAGUCUACUUCUUGAGAAAGCCAAGGCAACUGUCUGUGAAAAAUUGCAGGAGUUAAACAUCACAUCAUUUGCAGAAAGAAAAUGUUCUGAAGGAAAGCUAUAUCCUUGUGACAACAACAUAAAGGUCAAUGGUGUCCCCUCUGACAAACCUGGCAAGGGAGUCAAGCUAUGCAACUCAAGAAGCAUGGAAAUCCAAGUGCCUGCUACUGAUGAUAAGAAUCCAGAGCAGCGCCGUGUACCUGUGUCAAUUGAUGUCCCAGACCCUGACUUCCAUGAUUUUGAUAAAGAUCGAACGGAGAAGACUUUCGAUAGUGAUCAAGUAUGGGCUACAUAUGACAGUGAGGAUGGCAUGCCUCGCCUAUAUGUAAUGGUUCAGAAAGUUCUUUCAGUGAGGCCUUUCCGGAUCCGCAUGAGUUUUCUCAACUCAAAGUCAAAUAUUGAACUGGCACCUAUAAACUGGGUUGCCUCUGGUUUCCAGAAGACAUGUGGCGAUUUCAGGGUCGGGAGAUAUCAGGUCAGCGAAACGGUCAACAUAUUUUCACACAAAGUGAACUGGACUAAAGGUCCCCGUGGCAUCAUCAGAAUUGUUCCCCAGAAAGGGGAUACAUGGGCCUUGUACCGUAACUGGUCUCCUGAUUGGAAUGAGCUGACACCUGAUGAUGUGAUAUACAAGUAUGAGAUAGUAGAAGUUAUUGAUGAUUUCACCGAGGAGCAAGGGCUGACUGUCAUUCCAUUGCUGAAGGUUGCCGGAUUCAAAGCUGUCUUCCACAGACACAUGGAUCCCAAGGAGGUCAGGAGGAUACCAAAGGAAGAGCUGUUCCGGUUCUCGCAUCGAGUUCCUUCUCGUCUUCUGACUGGUGAAGAAGGCAACAAUGCCCCGAAAGGUUGCCAUGAGCUGGACCCUGCUGCAACUCCAGUGGACCUUCUUAAGGUUAUCACGGAGCUCAAGGAAGACACGAUGACACAGACUGCUAAAUAGGAGGGGGCAACUAUUGAACACUGAAGAUAGGUAGCUGGAUGUCUGAAUGAUCAAGUCCCCACUUCGUUAACGACAACGUGCCAGCGCAUGAUGGUAUCUAAACCUCUACUACGGCAUCUUAUUUUUGGCUGAUGACUUGGACAAUACUGCCAGGGCAAGCAGCCUGUGUGACGGACUUCUGACCUUUUUAAUUCUUAGGCAUUUCUAACAUUUGAUUUUAUCGCUACACAAAGCACCGCGUAGAUUAAAUGGCCAUUGGGAGGAGGCCACACACAGCAUUGGUGAGGAGGUUAGUUGUCGUGAGGUAGGAGAGGAGAGUGAAGGUGUUUGCUUGCUGUGUUGCCACUCCGCGAUGUAGGAGGCAAGUCUGAGUCUAGGGAAAGAGCUGCUAGGCUUGGCUUGCCCAUGUACCCCGCAUUUGUGUACCUGUUUUACUUAUGAUGUUGUAUUUCCUUCGGUCUUAUAGUAAUUCAUCGCCAUGAUGUUGAACCAGAUAAUUUUAGACUCUGAACUCUGGUAACCAUGUCUGAAAAUCUGGUGCUUUUAUAUAGUGGAUGCUUCUGUCUUUGACAGUGUACUGUUUGGUUGUAUACUGGAAUUACUUGGGUCGAUUCGUCGAUUCUAGGAUGAAAUCUUUGUGCUGA
This is a messenger RNA of Sorghum bicolor (sorghum), 3667 nucleotides long. RefSeq lists its product as uncharacterized. NCBI's taxonomy places the organism in Eukaryota, Viridiplantae, Streptophyta, Magnoliopsida, Poales, Poaceae. The record is from RefSeq and is a predicted model, not a curated record. The transcript is spliced from 2 exons. The coding region runs from base 816 to 3023 and encodes 735 amino acids.